AACACGCGUGUUAACUCAACAGAAAAUAAACUACUCGUAAAUGCUUGUGACUGAUAGAAUGGGAGUUUGAAUCCCGGUUCUCUCUAGUUCGCCUAGUUUAAGAAGAGUUUCGGUUAGGAGCAUGGGAUUCAGGAAUGAGUAUCGAAAUAAGUGACACCCGUAUAGUUGGGGGAGUGGAGCAGAAUUGAUCCAACAUAUUUCAGAAACGGAAAAAAAAUGAAGAACGAAGCUCAUUCCAAUUCCAGAGCCAAACAUGCAGAGGAAGGGGAGGACUUAUUAUGAUUACCUUGGCGAAUGGCGAUUGGAUUCCCGAAUGAACCAAACGGCCUGUAUUCCACAGUGUUGGUUCUGGACAAGCCGCGUUUUAUUCUUGAAACUGUGACUGGGAUCCCGGGUUCACAUCACUCAUACUUUUGAUCUCUCUGGGAUUUCCUUGUGACUUUUAAGUUCUGGUGCUUAUUUGCCACAAGCAGAGACUGCCGCAACAAGCUGUUUUUGGCAAUUAUCCCAGCCAAUUCAAUUUUUUAUGUGUAAGAUGGGAAAUUCUGGACGCAGUUUGAUUGUCAGAAGGCCAAAUGAAACCAUGAUAAUUCUAGUUGCCGUAUUUGUUGGAUCGGUUUUUGGGUUCUUAAUUGGAGUCUCACUCCCAAAACUUUCAUUUACCAAGCUAAAUAUCACAUCCAGCCUUAUUUGCGAAUUUUCAGAUGUUGGGAACAAAAUUAGAAGUAAUUCUAGCCAAAUCUGUGGAGAUGCUUUGUCUCCCCUCAUUGAGAGUGAAAACAAUUCACGUAGAAGUCAAAACAUGAGUGAUCUACAAAAGAUGUGGGUCCCCUCAAAUCCAAAAGGUGCAGAAACAUUACCUCCAGGCAUUCUCGCCAUUGAGUCAGACUUCUUUCCUCGUAGGUUAUCCGGCAAACCUAGUGAAGACCUAACCCACAUACCGAAAUAUCUGGUGAGCUUCACUGUCGGCUAUGAUCAGAAGAAUAAUAUUGAUGCAGCUGUGAAAAAGUUUUCAGAUAACUUUACUGUACUUCUGUUCCAUUAUGAUGGCAAAACAAGUGAAUGGGAUGAGUUUGAGUGGUCUAAGCGGGCUAUCCAUGUCAGUGUUCCUAAACAGACAAAAUGGUGGUAUGCCAAAAGAUUUUUGCACCCCAGUAUUGUUGCACCCUAUGAAUACAUAUUUAUAUGGGAUGAGGACCUUGGAGUUGAACAUUUCAAUGCCGAAGAAUAUAUAAAACUUGUUAAGAAGCAUGGAUUGGAAAUUUCGCAGCCCGCUUUGGAGCCUACUGGAGUUUUAACUUGGCAGCUGACAAAGAGAAGAGAAGAUCGCGAAGUGCACAAAGAAACAACGGAGAGACCGGGAUGGUGCUCUGAUCCCCAUCUCCCUCCGUGUGCAGCAUUUGUGGAAAUCAUGGCUCCCGUCUUUACUCGAGACGCAUGGCGCUGCGUGUGGCAUAUGAUUCAGAAUGACCUGGUCCAUGGUUGGGGCAUUGAUUUUGGGGUCCAAAAAUGUGUCGAGCCUGCUCAUGAGAAAAUUGGAAUUGUUGAUGCUCAGUGGAUUGUUCACCAAUCCGUUCCUUCACUAGGGAACCAGGGUGAGUCUGAGAAUGGCCAAGCUGCUUGGAGAGGGGUACGAGAGAGGUGUCAAAGAGAAUGGUCCAUGUUCUCGAGAAGGAUGGAGAAUGCGGAGAAAGCAUACUACAAGGAUAAAGGAAUUGAUCCUUCCAAUUUCACAAAAUCUCGGCACUAAAGCAACAAGUCAAACAACUGAAUUCAUUAACACUCUACUUCUUCUUGUAUUGCUAUGCCUUAUUCGCCAACUGUCAUUGAUGCUACUAUACCAUUCGCUGGGUACUGAAAUCAAGAACUUUCUGCAAUUAAUUUUAAGGUCCUGGCACUGAAAGUGCCAUAUGUAAGCAUAUUAUUAGAAGAGCAAAAGGGUCCAGGAUACGUGGUGGUCUCCUCUGACUUCCACUUCCUGAGUUCCUGAUUCCAACUGCAAGCAAAAGAGCACCGAGUCUCGAUCGGUACAUAGAUAUAACUCGUCCGAAGGUGGGAUUCUUGAAUGCCAUCGACUACUAGUUAAUUAAUGUUGUACGGUGCUGAACAAAUUGCUUGCUUUCUUUGCCUUCAACAAUCUCUGCUGCCAUCUUUGAAUUUGAUUUUCCGUUUCAACUAGUUGUUUGAAAUCAUCAUAAUUUAAGGAAAUAAAAAAGGGGAACAUCUAUGGGGGUGUGUUGUAACUUCCCUUGUCCGGCUCAAGGCACGAUAUCAUUGCUACUGAUUAACACAGUUGAGUCCAUGCUGUUAUUCAAGAAUAUGGUUAGAUCUCUACUAGAAGUAGUAGCUGGUGCUACUUUAGGUUCAGAGGAAGAUUCAUCUCAUGAAAGGUUUGAGGGUUCGAGAAGAGCAGGAAGAGUUUCCAUUACCCGCCAUGGAUCUCUAUGCAGAAACAGGUGCAAAAAUGUUGCCAGAACCGACAACAGUGCUGGCAUCAUCAGUGGUGGAAACAUGUAGACUUCGAUGGAGUGCGGUGUUUGUCUGUGUGGGUUUGAAGCUAAUGAGGUGGAGAGAAAGUUGUCCUGCAAGGACUUCUUCCACAAGGGUUGUUUGCAGAAGUGGUUUGACAAUCAGCUACUUCUUGUCCUCUUUGUCGCUCGAUAUUAUAAGUGGCUGGGGUAUGAGCAUUUAGCAACAAGAAUAUAUGACAGGAUACAAUCAAUUGCUUUUUGGCCCACAAUUUCGUUAUCUUCAUCCUUUUUUGAGUUCUUCCUCUUUUCUUUUUUCAAGAUUUUUGGAAGAUUCAUCAAGAUCUGUUGCCUACUCGUGGUUUGUAGUAUUUCUUUUCUGUUAUAUCAUUGCUCUAACAGAAGAGAAU
Messenger RNA from Coffea eugenioides, 2878 nucleotides. RefSeq lists its product as uncharacterized. Lineage: Eukaryota; Viridiplantae; Streptophyta; Magnoliopsida; Gentianales; Rubiaceae. Bases 527 to 1750 code for a protein of 407 amino acids. The record is from RefSeq and is a predicted model, not a curated record. The transcript has 16 exons.